GACAAGACACACAGCCAUUGCAACACUGCACAACGGGUAAAAUAAUAUUUUCUUCAUACGAAAUGCACAACAAACCCAGUCCUCCCAUGAGGAUAUCGUACAGAAUAUCGCACUUGUGGCUGAUGUUGGUCAUGUCUGCAUUGCUCACCGUAGGAAAAGGAGAUCAGGAGUUUAGUCCAGCGACGGUCAGAAUUCAUCAUGAAAGGUCAACGGAGUCCAAAAUUUUCGCUACUGUGGAAGCAUUCCAAGAAACCCAUAACUUGAUUCUCCAAAAGGUGAAAAUCCCAUCAGUACGCAUUCAAGAAUUGAUUCUGGGACCAAAUGGAACUAUCGAAUCGGUUAACGUCUCUUCCAAAGCCGAAAAACAUCAUUUUUUCUCAGAUGAAAACACCGGAUCGCUAUUUUAUUUGACCGGCGAAGGAAACCUUGAAGGCGCACUAACCGACUUUGUAGGACUGCGUUUUCAAAAUAAUUCGUACAUCGCAUCCAAAUCAGGUGGACCAAGCGGUAAAUUUUGCGCGACGAGUUCGGCUGAAAUCCCCCAAGAAGAUAUCUACAGCACAGAUAGUCCAAUAUCAGACACGCGACAAAACCCAUCAUACGUGGUCGAACUAACUGUGUACGCUGACUCGGUGCUCCUAAACCGCUUCUCUUCGGUUAGCGCUUUGGAUUCUUACCUCAGAGUUUACUGGUAUCUGGUGAACCGAAGAUUCAAAACUGUGCAAGGUGCUACAAUAAAUUUAAAACUGACGGAUAUAAGGGUUUCUACAUCAGUGACAGUUGACAGCUAUUUUAUGCAUGCUCCUUCUACUUCAAGUUCUCACAUACGUAAUAGUCUAACUCUUUUCGGAAAGUACGUAGGAUCACAGGUUUCAAGUGGAAAAAUCAAUCGUUUUGACGCGGCUCAGUUGAUGUCUGGCCGUGAUUUUUAUGAUGUAGAGAAUGGCGUCGUGAAGAAAAACUUCGCUGGAUUGGCCUACGUCGGAAGUGUGUGUAUGAUUUCAUCUGGAAUCGCGUCCAACACUGGAGUGGCUGAAGACAACGGAUACUACUACGGAGUUCUGAACUCGGCGCAUGAAAUGGGACACACCCUUGGAGCACCGCACGACGGAGAUGGUACGUCAGCCAAGUGUCCUUGGAGUGCGGGUUAUCUGAUGAGCUACAUAGCAAAUUCAUACUUAAGUCUUCGGUUUUCGCAAUGCUCUUCGGAUGCCAUGAAAGCUAUUUACUUCAAAGAGUUCGCGACGUGUCUCAAGAGCAACACCAACCCUACCUACUAUCCGUUUAACCAGAUCUUGCCAGGACAAAGCAUCACUCUUGACAAACAGUGUCAGUACUACAUGGGUCAGUCUGGAGCAUACGCGGACAAAAGCGUGCCUGCCAAAACCCACUGCUAUAGUUUGAGGUGUCGCUGGGGCAGCACCAUCAAGACUUUCCAGUUCCCUGCUCUGGAGGGAACACCUUGCUAUAGCGGAGGUCGAUGCCUCGAUGGUUACUGCCAGUAAAACGUGAUUGCCCAAUUGAGCUGGGAACUUACUGCUAUUCUUGUAAUAGUAGGAGUUUCAGUUUAUUGUAUUCUUUAAUAUGUGGUAAUUUUGCCAUCAUAUUGUUUUCUUAAAUGCAUUGUACUUGGUACAAGAUUAUUGGAAAUUUGCCAUUGCGCGCUCUUUUCAAAUUAAAAAUUCUGAAAUAUUUUAUUAUAUUUGAUCUGCAUUA
Messenger RNA from Hyalella azteca, 1716 nucleotides. RefSeq names its product venom metalloproteinase antarease-like TtrivMP_A. Gene Ontology annotation, biological process: proteolysis. The coding region runs from base 63 to 1505 and encodes 480 amino acids. The record is from RefSeq and is a predicted model, not a curated record. Lineage: Eukaryota; Metazoa; Arthropoda; Malacostraca; Amphipoda; Hyalellidae. The transcript has a single exon. Gene Ontology annotation, molecular function: metalloendopeptidase activity.